Suillus fuscotomentosus is the source of this 1092-nucleotide messenger RNA. RefSeq lists its product as uncharacterized. Lineage: Eukaryota; Fungi; Basidiomycota; Agaricomycetes; Boletales; Suillaceae. The coding region runs from base 1 to 1092 and encodes 363 amino acids. The transcript has a single exon. The record is from RefSeq and is a predicted model, not a curated record.
AUGCAUCAUCUCAAGGCAGCAGCAAAUGUUGUCUCUGGAGGCUUGCUAUCCCGCCUGCAAGCAAGUCUACUUUGGGUUCGUCGUGCUGAUCAACACAGGCAUGGUACUCAACUGAAGGCUUAUGCAACUUCCAUGCAACUUCUGGAUGCUUACAUGUCUAAGACGGCUUCUGUACCGUCUCAUCACAAUAUCAUGAAGGACUUCCCAAGUACACUUGCCAUCGAUGCUGCAUUGUGUGCUCUUCGUAGUGGUGAUGUGUGUCGCGCUGUUGAGUUCUUGGAACAAGGCAGGACCAUCAUCUGGACCCAGAUGACACGACUCUGUACCCCUCUUGACAACCUCAAUACUCACGGCAAUCAUGCAGUGGCUCUAAUGAAGAGGUUCAGAGACCUCAGCUCCCUCCUCGAUAAACCUCCUGUGAACUAUUCAGAAGGGACUCCAAUAGUCAAUGUGGAAGCAGAAGAAACUCGGUAUAGACGUCUAGUGGAGGACUGGAAUAGAGCUGUAGAAGAGAUCAAAAAGAUUGAGGGUUUUUCUCGCUUCCUCCUUCCCCCACUAUUCUCUGAUCUUCAAGAUGCAGCUCAUGAUGGGCCUAUCAUCGUGCUUAUUGCAAGCCAGUUGUCCUGCCAUGCCAUCAUCAUCACGCACAAACAACCCCUGAUUAACAUCCAAUUCCCUACUGAUUUGUUGAAACUCGCCAAAUUGGUGCUCGCACUCCAGCAGGCAGUUCAAAAAGAGGCUAAUGCUAAUGGGAAGCAAACAGCGCUGACGAAAGCUUUGAGAGAGUUGUGGGAUGUCGUUGUCUGCCCAGUGAUCGAGAAUCUGGAUGUAUUUGCACGACGAGGUUCCCGAAUAUGGUGGUGCCCGACGUCUCUAUUCAAUUUCUUGCCAUUGCAUGCUGCUGGCGAGUAUAGGGCAAAGGGAAAGUCUGUUUCGCAGCAGUAUAUCUCUUCAUACACGCCCUCGCUCACCGCGCUGAUCAAGGCUCGCAGAAGCCAUGACAAGUCCCCGUCAGUGCCCUUCGGCCUUUCUCAUGCGCAACCAGCCACUUUUGCUCCUCGAUAUCACACAGAUGGAUCUGUCCUGGCAUGA